Poeciliopsis prolifica (blackstripe livebearer) is the source of this 2281-nucleotide messenger RNA. RefSeq names its product sodium-coupled neutral amino acid transporter 3-like. The record is from RefSeq and is a predicted model, not a curated record. The transcript has 16 exons. Gene Ontology annotation, molecular function: L-glutamine transmembrane transporter activity; glycine transmembrane transporter activity. Bases 220 to 1629 code for a protein of 469 amino acids. Gene Ontology annotation, biological process: glycine transport; L-histidine transmembrane transport; serine transport. NCBI's taxonomy places the organism in Eukaryota, Metazoa, Chordata, Actinopteri, Cyprinodontiformes, Poeciliidae.
UAUUUCCAGCAGCCCUCCCAUUAGUCUGUCUACUCUCACGUUUGCUCUCCUUUCCCCCGAACUUCUCUCCGCUCUCUCAGCUGGGCUCCAAACGGCCCAACUUUUCCACCCUGUCUGCCUAAACUGCACCACCUAUCCUUCCAAGAAGUUCCACCGUGGUAUUGACUUCCUCCUGGUUCUGCUUCUGAAGAAUUUAAACUCAAAGUCUUUACUCUAAAUAUGGAAAUGGAGAAGAUCACAAAUGGGAUUAACCUCGACGGGGCAAUGGAGGCAGGAUUACCACCAGAGGAAGAAAAGUUCCUGCAGCACAAAGACAAUGAUUUAAAGAGGCCACAGUUCACAGAUUUUGAAGGAAAAACCUCCUAUGGGAUGUCUGUUUUCAACUUAAGCAAUGCCAUCAUGGGCAGUGGCAUCUUGGGGCUGGCUUAUGCAAUGUCAAACACUGGCAUUGUCCUUUUUCUGAUCCUGCUGACAUGUAUUGCCUGUUUAUCUUGUUAUUCAAUCCACCUUCUGCUUCGCAGUGCUGGAGUGGUCGGGAUCCGUGCCUACGAGCAGCUGGGCCAGAGAGCUUUUGGACGUUCGGGAAAGAUCCUAGCGGCUGUCAUCAUAACAUUCCACAACAUUGGGGCCAUGUCCAGCUACUUAUUCAUUGUAAAAUCUGAGUUACCAUUGGUCAUUCAAGCCUUUCUCAGACAAACAUCUAUCACUGAGAGCUGGUUUAUGAAUGGAAACUACCUGAUCAUUAUUGUCACCAUCUGCGUUAUCUUCCCACUGGCCACAAUGAAACAUUUGGGAUAUCUCGGCUAUACAAGUGGCUUCUCUCUUUCCUGCAUGGUCUUCUUCCUCUGUGCGGUCAUCUACAAGAAGUUUAACAUCGCUUGCCCGUUGGAGACAUUCGGUAACUUCUCUGCAACCGCGCCCAUCUCUGACGACACUUGCGUGGCCAAAUACUUCACCAUCAACCAUGAGACAGCGUAUACCAUCCCCAUCCUGGCAUUUGCGUUUGUCUGUCACCCUGAAGUGCUUCCUGUCUACACAGAGCUGAGCAAUCCAACCAAGAGAAGAAUGCAGACUAUUGGAAAUGUUUCCAUCUUCGCAAUGUUCAUCAUGUAUUUCUUCACGGCUAUUUUUGGCUACCUAACCUUCUACGGAGGCACAGAGGCUGAGCUCCUCCACACCUACAGCAGGGUCGAUCCUCUGGACACGUUGAUCCUAUGUGUGCGACUGGCUGUGCUGGUGGCCGUCACACUCACUGUACCCGUUGUCUUGUUUCCGAUUCGUCGAGCGCUCCUGCAGCUGCUGUUCCCAGAAAAACCCUUCCACUGGUUACGUCACAUCGCCAUCGCUGUGUGCCUGCUGUUCGCCGUGAACCUGCUGGUCAUCUUUGUUCCCAACAUUCGAGACAUUUUUGGGAUUACAGGGGCGACCACUGCUCCCACUCUGAUCUUCAUCCUGCCUGGACUCUUCUACAUUCGAAUCAUUCCCAAAAACCAGGAGCCCAUGAGAUCCAGGCCAAAGAUCCAGGCUGCUUGUUUCACCACUUUGGGUUUGAUCUUCAUGAUCAUGAGUCUGACCUUCAUCAUACUUGAUUGGACGAGUGGAGAAAAGCGAAGUCUCGGCGGCCAUUAACACGUUCCCUCUCUGACUCUUAACCUAUUGCUGUGUCCCCCUCUUCCAGGACUCUUAAAGAAAACAAAUUUUUCAUCUAAAGAUGAAGACGUCAGUGAGACUGACAUUAUUCUGGUUAGGACCAGCUGUACCUCCACUGUGACGAGGAGGAAAUUUCAACCCUGACGCUGGGAUAACGUUCGCUGCACAUGUUUAACUUGCAGUAUUCACGAUUUCCGACAGACCCUCAACCACAGAAAGCUUGGAGCUUUUCCUGAGGCUAAACGUGGCGUUUUAUUAGCAACGGUUUUAAAAGUAAAACUCUACGCCAAAAAACGGGGAGCAAUCUUUUUUUUCUUUUCUUUUUUUUGACGAAAAUUAGCUUAUUUACAUAAUGAUUGUGAAAUCAAUCCAAGAUGGUGCUUAAAACUUGGUGGACCUUAAAUUAAUCUGAGAAAAGGGCGAUCUUGGGUCAAUGCAUUUGCUCUUAUGAACCUGUGAAGAACUCAAAUGUCUUUGUUUCGUAAUUCUGUAGAAAAAGACAUAAAAAAAAAACAAGAAAAUUGUCUAUGAGCCAAAAAUUUAAAAACCUUGAGGAACUGUGAAUGUGUUAAUUUGGUUUGUUUGUGAAUAUUCUUAAAUAAAAUGUAUAAAAGAAUACUGGUCUAACUAA